AGUUUGCAGUGUCUCGUGCAGCUUACGAGAUCUUCCUAACAACGUAGAAUACUAAACGACAAAAGUUAUUGUUGGUGAAUCAAUUUUAAAGAUAGUAAACCAGCGAAACGCGUCUCAAUAAAAAUGUAGUAAAAAUAUUUCGAAAGAAUUAAAUAUUUAUUGAUCAGAUCAAAUCUGCGAGAAUGCAUUCUGAUAACACCUGUCAUUAAAAGUCAUUGCAUAAUCACGAAAGGUACAAAAAAUUGCCACGUGAAUCUUGUUAUACAUCACGGUGUCUUAUCGGCAAACUCGAGGGAUAGAAUGGCCAAUAAAACAACGACCAACCUAAAAUCGCAGGAGCAAUCCGCAAGAACCGCGGUGCAGUCACAACUUGCCAGAAUUAAAAUACAGGAAGAAGAAGAAUUAUGGAUAUCAGGUGAGGAACUAUACACGGAGGGUAGCAGCGACGAAGAAGAUUACAAAACAAAGUCAAGAUCACGUCGCAAAAUAAAUAGUAAUCAAUCGUCGCGUGCCUCUUCUGCUAACCACAGCCUUGAGAGGAGACGAUCUCGUUCGCCCCUUUCCUCUGAAAGCAAAACAAGGUUGAUCCAUUCCGCCGAUUCCUCUAUAAAUAGUAUUACAAAAAAACAAACAGUAUCCAAAACCACGUCAAAAUUCGAUAAACCCUCCGCGUCGUUCGAGCAAUUAGCGGGUCCAUCGUCAGCAGAAUCUCACGAGGUGCAACGUUUUUCCAUACCGCAAUCAUCUGAUGUUUGUAUCGCGAAAGACGAUAAUUUUUCUGAUUUGUAUACCGAAGAUGAUGAGGUAGAGAACACGGAAAUAUCGUGGAAAGCGAAAAGAGGUAGUUUCGUAUUACACGAUACAAGUAAUGCCGCUAAAGAAGAGUCAAACAAAUGCUGACACACGCUAAGAUAAUUUUGUCGGCGUUAUUGUAUUUUUAAGAAAGAGUAUUUUUAUUUAGAAGCGCCAGGGUUAUGUGUCUCUUGUAUUUAUGUAAAUCAUUAGUUUAGAGUAGUUAUUUAAAUGUCUUCUAAAUGAUCUCUCUUCCAAUGUAUAUCUCUGCAUUUCCGCAAAAUAUGAAAUGUAGUUCGCGUGUUCUUGUCUAUUUUUUUUUUUUUUUUGUUAUAUGUACACGACGUUUCGUGCAAAAUGUUAUAAUCCUACUUUUUAUAGGACUAUGAUGAAAAGUAUUAUUGGCAGAAUUCUUUUUUUUAUCUUUUGUUGAAGUAUAAAGAAAAAAUGUAUCACUGCCUGUGAUAGUUCUUGAAAAUAUAGCUUGUAACAAUUUGUAUGAAACGUAUUGUAUAUUACGAUUAUAUAGGAUUAGAAUUAUAAAUAAUAUACGUAAAAGCAGAUAUCGACAAUACGAUAAACACUUUGGAGGAACUAAGAUCGUACGAUGAAACAUCCGAAUUGGGCACGCAAUCGUUAGAAGGUUUCAGUUUGCCGCAUAUCGGUGUGAAAUCGUUUGAAAAUUCCUCAUUUAUCUCGAAUAAAAUUGAUAUUUCGAGUAUAGAUAAAAAAGAGAAAUGGGUGAAAAAACAAAUUUUGAAGGUCAAAAAUCUCGAUGGUCUUAUACGCGAAGUGAGCGAUAAAGUAAAGGUAAAUAUUAUAUUCCUUGGGAAACAUUGUUGACUCUACAGUGAAUGUAAAAACUUCAUAAUGUAGAAAGCAAAAGAAGAAACUUUGAUUUAUCAAUGUGAAAAUCGAAAAAGGCUUAAACAAAUCUUAUCGUCCAGUCCCCCUGAAGUUGGUAAACUAGCUGAAAAUACACGCAAAUUUUUCGAUUUAUGUCCAAGAUAUAUGAUGCUUACUACAAGUACGACAAUAAAAAUGAUGCACAAAGAAAGAUCGAUAAUAAUGUAUUUUUCGGGUAUUUAUGAAUCUGUGAAA
This is a messenger RNA of Hylaeus anthracinus, 1893 nucleotides long. RefSeq lists its product as uncharacterized. The coding region runs from base 301 to 900 and encodes 199 amino acids. The record is from RefSeq and is a predicted model, not a curated record. NCBI's taxonomy places the organism in Eukaryota, Metazoa, Arthropoda, Insecta, Hymenoptera, Colletidae. The transcript is spliced from 3 exons.